GAGGGCCCCACCAUGGCGGGGAAGCAGCCCCCGCCGCUGAUGAAGAAGCACAGCCAGACCGACCUGGUGAGCAGGCUGAAGACACGCAAGAUCCUGGGGGUCGGCGGGGAGGAUGAUGACGGCGAGGUGCAUCGCUCAAAGAUUAGCCAAGUGUUGGGAAAUGAAAUCAAGUUUGCUGUCCGGGAACCACUGGGGCUCAGGGUCUGGCAGCUGGUUUCCGCCGUCAUGUUUUCGGGGGUUGCCAUCAUGGCGCUUGCUUUCCCUGACCAGCUUUACGAUGCCAUCUUCGAGGAGGAACCGGCGAGCAGCAAGAUUCCCAUCCGGCUCUAUGGAGGAGCCCUCCUCAGCAUCUCUCUCAUCAUGUGGAACGCUCUCUACACGGCGGAAAAGGUGAUUAUCCGCUGGACCCUGCUGACUGAGGCCUGCUACUUCGCCGUGCAGUUCCUGGUUACCACUGUCUCCCUGGUUGAGAGUAGCCGGAUAGCCACCGGUGCCAUGCUCCUCCUGGUCAGCAGAGUCCUCUUCAUCCUCAUCAGCAUUUAUUAUUACUACCAAGUCGGACGCCGUCCCAAAAAAGUCUAAAUCCUGAGCUUUUUGUUACGGGAAGGGGGGGGGG
Messenger RNA from Neopsephotus bourkii (Bourke's parrot), 616 nucleotides. RefSeq names its product tumor protein p53 inducible protein 11 (gene TP53I11). The record is from RefSeq and is a predicted model, not a curated record. The coding region runs from base 13 to 582 and encodes 189 amino acids. The transcript is spliced from 6 exons. Lineage: Eukaryota; Metazoa; Chordata; Aves; Psittaciformes; Psittacidae.